This is a messenger RNA of Tilletiopsis washingtonensis, 1401 nucleotides long. Its product is annotated as tubulin beta chain. The record is from RefSeq and is a predicted model, not a curated record. The coding region runs from base 1 to 1401 and encodes 466 amino acids. Gene Ontology annotation, cellular component: microtubule; cytoplasm. The transcript has 6 exons. Gene Ontology annotation, biological process: microtubule cytoskeleton organization; mitotic cell cycle. NCBI's taxonomy places the organism in Eukaryota, Fungi, Basidiomycota, Exobasidiomycetes, Entylomatales. Gene Ontology annotation, molecular function: GTPase activity; structural constituent of cytoskeleton; GTP binding.
AUGCCAUUCUCUCCAUGCCGUGCUCUUCGUAGAAGCGCACGUCAGCUGAUCCGCUACCCUCGCGCAGUGCACCUGCAGACGGGCCAGUGCGGCAACCAGGUCGGCGCCAAGUUCUGGGAGGUGCUCUCCGACGAGCACGGCAUCGACUCGACGGGCGCCUACCACGGCACGACGGACCUGCAGCUCGAGCGCAUCAAUGUCUACUACAACGAGGCCUCGAACGCAAAGUACGUGCCGCGCGCCGUGCUCGUCGACCUCGAGCCGGGCACGAUGGACUCGGUGCGCUCCGGCCCCAUGGGCGGCAUCUUCCGGCCCGACAACUUUGUCUUUGGCCAGAGCGGCGCCGGCAACAACUGGGCCAAGGGCCACUACACUGAGGGCGCCGAGCUCGUCGACUCGGUGCUCGACGUGGUGCGCAAGGAGGCCGAGGCGUGCGACAUGCUGCAGGGCUUCCAGAUCACCCACUCGCUCGGCGGCGGCACCGGUGCCGGCAUGGGCACUCUGCUCAUCAGCAAGAUCCGCGAGGAGUUCCCCGACCGCAUGAUGGCCACGUUCUCCGUCAUGCCGUCGCCAAAGGUGUCGGACACCGUCGUGGAGCCGUACAACUGCACGCUCUCGGUGCACCAGCUCGUCGAGAACUCGGACGAGACGUUCUGCAUCGACAACGAGGCGCUGUACGACAUUUGCUUCCGCACGCUCAAGCUGGCGACGCCCAAGUACGGCGACCUCAACCACCUCGUCUCGAUUGUCAUGAGCGGCAUCACGACGUGCCUGCGCUUCCCCGGCCAGCUCAACUCGGACCUGCGCAAGCUCGCCGUCAACAUGGUGCCGUUCCCGCGCCUGCACUUCUUCAUGGUCGGCUUUGCGCCCCUCACGGCGCGCGGCAGCCAGCAGUACCGCGCCGUGUCGGUGCCGGAGCUGACGUCGCAGAUGUUCGACAGCAAGAACAUGAUGGCCGCCUCGGACCCCAAGCACGGCCGCUACCUGACGGUGGCGGCGUACUUCCGCGGCAAGGUGUCGAUGAAGGAGGUCGAGGACCAGAUGCAGGCGAUGCAGACGAAGAACUCGAGCUACUUUGUCGAGUGGAUCCCCAACAACGUGCAGACGGCGCACUGCGACAUUCCGCCGCGCGGCCUCAAGAUGUCGGUGACGUUCAUUGGCAACUCGACGGCCAUCCAGGAGCUGUUCAAGCGCGUGGCGGACCAGUUCAGCGUCAUGUUCCGCCGCAAGGCCUUCCUCCACUGGUACACUGGCGAGGGCAUGGACGAGAUGGAGUUCACCGAGGCCGAGUCGAACAUGCAGGACCUGAUCAGCGAGUACCAGCAGUACGAGGCGGCCUCGGCCGACGACAUCGACGAGGAGGGCGUGUACGAGGAGGAGGGCGAGCCGCUCGAGGAGUAA